CAAGAAUUCAAAUAAAAAAUUGAAGUUGAACCGUUUUCAAACAGGAAAACCUAGAACUUUGUGGGGCGCGCUUCAAAUUAGAGUCUAAGAUUCGCCCGGUUCAAGAAAAAAAUACUAUGAUGUCAGCCUAACAGGAAAACUCUUGCAGAAUCCAUAAAAACCGACUGGAAAUGAUUGCGACCUUCAACAACCUUUUGUUAUCAGCUGACAUUUGUAGUGGGAGGAUUAUGAUCUGGUAUUAUGGAUUCGCUACAUUGCAACAAAAAGACUGCCCUGACAACUUUGUCAAAUGUGAAAGUGGAGAUUGCAUCAAUUUCUCUGAUGUAUGUGAUGGCACAGAAAAUUGCAAAGAUGGCUCGGACGAGUUUCACGCUAUAUGCCGUAAUCUGAAUAAGUACAAUGUGAAAGGCACUUUUAGGUGCGCUUAUGGUGCGCUCAUCGAGGGUGAACGCAGGUGCGACGGCAUUCAAGACUGCGCCGAUAAUUCCGACGAACUGCUGGAUGAUUGUCCUGGCUCCACAUGGCCUAACAAACAAGGCUCCCAGUCUUGCAACGGGAAUUUCCAAUGUCGUAGUGGUGAAUGCAUUUCGAUGCGUUUUAGCUGUGAUGGAGAAGUGCAUUGUAGCGAUGGAUCGGAUGAGAGCAUCGAGGCAUGUUAUAGCUUCAGAUGCCCAGAAAAUUCGUUCCGAUGUGCAUAUGGAGGUUGCAUCCUAAAUACAGGAAUGUGUGAUGGCAAAAACAACUGCGCCGACGGCUCUGAUGAACAUUAUCUCCUAUGCAACCGUACUAAAGAAAAAUUUUGUACAGUUCCUUCGAUAGAAGGCCUAUCAUUCAGAUGCAAGGACAAUGAAGACAGCGCCAGUUGUGUUCUAAGGCCUGGAAGUCUGGUCAAGGAGCCGGACAUUGUGAAUUUCCACUGUGAGAAGGGAUUUGGCACAAAUGUAGGGUUUCCCUCUCUCUUCUGCUAUAACUCCACCUGGAAUGGUCAAUCAGAUCUGCACUCUCUAUGUUUACGUGCCUGUCCCCCGUUGAAAUCGAAAAGCACUGAUUUCCAUUGCAUACAGGCGGGCAAAACACGUGACUGCAGCACCAGCCUGCCGGGAACGUUGGUGACGGCGCGCUGCAAAGAGGGCUACAGCUACACUGGCAUAAAGGCGGCGUCUGCUCCAAAUCGACAGUUCCAGUGUCUGCCCAAUGCGCAAUGGGAACCAUUCAACCUUCCCUGUGAGAAGAAUUGUGGAAUACUCGAUCCUACAUUAGCAGCAAAAAAUGACGAAGCAAGUUUAGUCGCUAGAAACCCAUGGAAUGUUGGAAUUUAUUUAAAAUUUCAAGGAAAAUAUGAGCAGUUCUGCAGUGGUACACUGAUCUCACCGAGCAAAGUUCUCACAGCCGCCAGUUGUAUUGUUCAUCCAAUACGAGAGGAAUCAUUCAGGCAAAAGAAGAAAAUGAGAAUCGCAUUAGGAAAACAUCACAACAGUUUUCAACACUCGCAUGACAAGAAUUAUCAGAUAAGAGAGAUUGCCGAAUUAAUAAAGCCAGACAACUAUCUGGGCAGCUCGAAUCAUUACUACAAUGAUGUUGCUAUCAUUAAGUUAGCUUCUGAAGUGGAAAUAAGCAGCAGUGUCAUGCCAAUCUGUGUCGACAAGGGCCCAUUAUACAAGCUUUCAUCCAAUGUACAUGGUUCUAUAGUGGGCUGGCAUUUGCGUAGUGGUUCAUCUAGCAGCAUCUUGGACCAGACGCGGUGCACGUUGACAGAUGACGCAGAUCGCAGACUGAAGUCAGGCCGAAUGCCAUAUGUGCCUCGCGACGAAUGCGAGAAAUAUCUAACUUCGUUUUUGAAUUUCGAUAAAUUUUGUGCGUUCUCUCCCACUGGCACAGACGUGACUUCUGUAUGCAACCGAGACAGUGGAGCAGGCCUAACUUUCAAUUUCAACGGUGUGCAUUACAUUUAUGGAAUUGUCACCACUCUUGUCAACUCCUCCAACAUAAGGAACACCAAUAAUUUUAUCAGCACGUUCACUGAUUUGACCGAUAGCGGAAACUUGAAGUUUGUACUCGAUAACCUCUAGAAGUGGGAAAAGACUGAAACGAAGUAGAUUGUAUAGUGAGGUCCACGUUAUAAUGGCAGUGUAGGAAAAUAGGAGAAAAGGGUUGCCAGAUCCCAGCCUUGCCACCCAAACAGCUGAUACUGGUAUAUCUGAUGAAUUUAACUGUUCAUUAUUGUUGAAGAAUACUUACUUACUACUUACUCCUUGGCACUACAGCUCAUUCAGAGCCUUGACCUCCUUCAAAAAACCUCUCCAUUCUUCUCUAUCGGCAGCCUUACGUCUCCAUCCCCUGACACCCAGUUUCCUAAUGUCGUCCUCCACAUCCUCCAGCCAACGCUUUCUCGGAAGUCCUCUCAGCUUUCUCCCUCCUGGGUUGUUCCUGAAGACCUUUUUUACAAUUCUUGAGUCACUCAUCCUCUCAACGUGUCCCAGCCAACUCAAAGCCUCAGUUUGAUCUCGUCAACAAUUUGACAUUUUGACAGAAUAGUUAAUCAUAUUUUAUUUGUCUAGAAAAUAUAUUUCUUAAAGAUGUAAUAAUAAAUUUUCAUGAUUGAGAUAAAAUAUUUUGUCAAUUAAUGAAUUUCUACAUUGUUGAUAAACGAUGUGGCAACAUCGCAAUGCGUGAAAGAGAUAGUGCCAUAUGCUUUGUUAAACGAUAGACAAGGAUAGAAACACCAUUGCAAAUCACACACUGCCAUUAUAACGUGGACCUCACUAUAGCACUAAAUAAAGAAGUAAGCUCUGUGAAGCUGGGCCCCACCCAGUUGAGCACAUUUUUUGUUGAUAGAACCAAAAAAUUGGUUCAACAUUUUUUGUUGAUAGAACCUUAUCUUUAGCAUCACGGAGCUAAAUAAGUACUAAUUACUUUUUUUGAAAGAGGAAAGAUUGAAGUUGUUUAUUACUUUUUAAUUGUAGGUAAGGUGAUCUCUUGAUUGUUGGUUUGUAUUGUGCCAUAGAAAUAAAGUGGGUUGAAAGGAAGUCUAGUAAUCGCUAUAGAAAUGAAGGCAUCAGAAUGAAAACCAGAUAUCAA
Molecule: messenger RNA, 3078 nt
Organism: Nilaparvata lugens (brown planthopper)
Lineage: Eukaryota; Metazoa; Arthropoda; Insecta; Hemiptera; Delphacidae
Product: modular serine protease
Exons: 14
Coding region: 171-2069 (632 amino acids)
Biological process (GO): proteolysis
Cellular component (GO): plasma membrane
Molecular function (GO): protein binding; serine-type endopeptidase activity
Source: RefSeq, a predicted model, not a curated record